AACACAAGCCUAACCAGAGUUAAAGGUGAACCGGGGAAUCUUGCCGAUUCCAAGCGUUUUAACUCACACGUUGUAACCUCCGUCUGACCAGGGUUAAGCCAGGCCGGGUUGAAUCUCUCGGAUUUUGCGCAUUCUUUGACAUCCAUAAAAUCAUAUUUAGAAAGGGAUGCGAGAAAAUAGCGUACGAUGAUCAGUAAUCGGAGACCCCUUCCAGAAGCAAUUCAUAAAGUCCGUUCAAGAUGUACAGUGCAAGGAAAUAUCCAGCAGUUAGUUUGAUGCCCCCCAGGUCCCAAGGUCCUGAUCAGCAUGAAAGAGGUUUAGUACCAGUGGGCUCAAACAAUGCAAUGAAUAGUUCUGUUACUUCUGGAAUGGCAUCAUCAAAGCAACGCUUGCGGUGGACUCCUGAAUUACAUGAGCGCUUUGUGGACGCUGUUGCAGAACUUGGUGGACCAGAUAGAGCAACUCCGAAAGGCGUUUUAAGAGUAAUGGGUGUGCAGGGUCUUACUAUCUAUCAUGUGAAGAGCCAUUUACAGAAGUAUCGCCUAUCCAAAUACCUACCAGACUCUGGAGCCGAUGGUGACAAAUCAGAAAAGAAAGACUCUGCUGAUAUCCUCUCCAAUUUGGAUGCUGCAUCGGGAAUGCAAAUUACAGAAGCAUUGCAGAUGCAGAUGGAAGUACAAAAACGCCUGCACGAGCAGCUUGAGGUGCAAAGGCAAUUGCAGUUGCGCAUUGAGGCACAAGGGAAAUAUCUGCAGAAGAUCAUAGAAGAACAACAAAGACUAAGCGGUGCAUUGAAAGAUGGUACAACUUCAUCAGGUUUUAGUUUGCCUGCAUCUGUGAUGCUAUCUGAACAGGCACCUGAUGCUAAAAUGAAUCUUUCUAGUUUGGUUCCUGGUUCAGUGGCUUCCCAAGAUGGUACAGGGGCUGAAGGAACUUCCAGUUUAGUGGCAAAGCCAUCUUUCAAUUGCUUGUCACAUGAUGAAUCUCAGUCACUUUCUUCACAGCAGGGUCCACCAUCAUCAGAAUCACUUGGAGAUGAUGAAUCAUCCAGCAGGGCCAAUUCACCCGAGGAAAGUCCAAGGAGUGGGCAGCCGCCACAGAAGAAACUCAGACUGGAUUGUAUAUCAGAAUCCUCAGAUCAGCAGAUAUGCAAGCAAUCUGAUGAGGAGCAUACUGGUUUUAAUGCUGUGGAGUCUGGUCACUUUGAACAUGGUGACAUCAAUCAAAGCCAAACUGGUGUCAAUAUGGCUGAUGUCCUUCAGCAUGCCCAUUCUGGCUCAAGUUUUCAGCCCAGGGAUUCCCUACCUUUUAUUGUAAACACACACCAACUCCCACAUUCUCAUGCAGCUCCACAUCUACUCUCUCUUCCUCACCCAGUAGAUUCGGCUGCUGCUUUGUCUACGCCAGGAAUGCCUCAGCCUCAUGAUCAACAAUUUGCCCAGAUAAACCAAGUUAGAAAUAGUGAUGCAUUUGGUCCUGCAAAAAUGCUUCAAUCAUCAGAUGAUGAAUUCCGACCUGUUGACUCUGUUGCAAGAAUGACAGGUCUACAGGAAGGCAGUGUACAUGAUAGGAAUCAUGCGUAGAAAUGCUUGGUGAGCCAGGAAUGUUUUACCUGAUCAAAUUGGAAUAGUUGCCACUCUGUACUCACCUAAUGAUGUUUGAACUUUAUAUAGUACACAAAACAUGCCAAUUGGUGAAAUUAGUGUAAUGUACAGUUUAGCUGCUAUCAAAAGCAAAAAGUAUGCAGAAGCUUCACACUGCUUUCAAUAUAGAUUAAAACUUGUCGCUAUGUAGCUAUUCAAAUUUAGAUGGGCUGUAAAUUAUAAUGUUGUCUUGAUUAAUGUUGGCGGUAAUAUUAGACCCUUGUUACCCAAAUGGGUACAUAUACAAGGCAAGUCUGAUUUCAAAGUUAUCACGAUUCCAAUGAGAAGGGAAUUCAGAGAAGCUGUUAGUUGUAGGGAACUUAGAGAAGCUGCUUGUCCUAGGUACCAGACCAAAUGCUUGUGGCCUGGCUGUAAAGGUAAUUGUAACUGCUGGAUUUCAUGCUUUAACCAUCAUUUUCCUUGAA
This is a messenger RNA of Cryptomeria japonica (Japanese cedar), 2068 nucleotides long. RefSeq names its product protein PHOSPHATE STARVATION RESPONSE 1. Lineage: Eukaryota; Viridiplantae; Streptophyta; Pinopsida; Cupressales; Cupressaceae. The coding region runs from base 240 to 1583 and encodes 447 amino acids. Gene Ontology annotation, molecular function: DNA binding; DNA-binding transcription factor activity. The transcript has 8 exons. The record is from RefSeq and is a predicted model, not a curated record.